This is a messenger RNA of Pomacea canaliculata, 12879 nucleotides long. RefSeq lists its product as uncharacterized. The record is from RefSeq and is a predicted model, not a curated record. The coding region runs from base 243 to 8933 and encodes 2896 amino acids. The transcript has 21 exons. Gene Ontology annotation, molecular function: ATP binding; ATP hydrolysis activity. NCBI's taxonomy places the organism in Eukaryota, Metazoa, Mollusca, Gastropoda, Architaenioglossa, Ampullariidae.
CUAGAACCAUCCCAGUUUCUCAUGCGGCCCCUUGGUAAAAUUAAUUGCCCACCCCUGGCUUAAACUCAUAUGGUUUCAAGCUCUACGAGAGUUAGUGUUGUGUGAUGGAAGCAAAGCUACAAACAAAAUAAGAACAGUGGGUAGAAAAAAGCACCAAGUGUACGGACACCACCAGGACAAAAACGUCAAAGGGGUCGUAGCUCCUCAGUUUGUAGAACCUCGUCCAUUGUCAGUUCAUCGCCAUGUCCGAUGAUCUUCAGACAGCAGGGACCUGUGGUCAGUCGCCAGAGAGUAGUGGGCAGUCGGCGUCUUCUUCACAGCAGGGAGUCGUUUACUCAGAAUCUGAGGAUUUGUGGAUCACAUGGGCUGAUAGACUUAUUCCUAAUGAUAAAAAGCACGCUUACUUCAUUCCACCUUUCUGCGAGAGCUGGACCAUAGAAACAAAAGGAAAGGCUGACAAACCCACUCAUCCUGCUUUGACUCCUGCUACAACUGCAAAAUUACCACCUACCAACGGUUGGGAAAGUGAGGUCAGAGAUGACCCAGUCGUCCACAGGGUGAUGGCUGUCCUCAAACAGUUGUCCACCAGGGAGACGUUUGUUGCACUGCGUCAGUUCAAGUUCGGAGACUACGUGGGUGAACCUUGCUACGCAGCAGCAUCACGGCGACCCUUACCUGAAGACUUGCGAGCUCGUCACAAAAAGAACUGGAAAGAGGGAGACUUUGAUAUCUUACUUAUUCACCGACACUACGGUCUUAUUUUCUGUGAAGUGAAAGUGUUUAGAGACAAUGUGAAAGAUCGGAAUACGUCACAGCAAGAUGUUAAUGAUAAUAUUAGAAAGAAGCUUCGAGAAGCUGUGGGUGAGCUGGACAAGGCGGAAGUCAUGUUGUCUCACCUCGUGCACGAUGUGGCCCCCGGUCUGCGCGUGUGUAAGACGAUGGCUCUCCCGAACCUCACAGCUCGUCAGGUGCAACAGGCCAUCGAGGGAGACCCUCACCUCACCCAGGAUUUGUGUCGGUGUCUGGGAGCAACAGAUGCUGCUGAUAUCACUGGACUUUGUCUGUGCUCUGACCAGUUACCUAGCAUAACUUAUUGGUUUGUGAAAAGCAUCGACACCAGAGUAUGCCAAUGGUGGCACAAGCGAGUUGCUGUGUCUGAUCCAGAUCCUCAGAUGACCUUUGACCUGUAUAAACGACUGGUGGCAAGGUUAUGUGGUCCGGCAAGAGAAGUGACAGUGUCCUGCGUGGUCGCCUCUCGCAAGUUCUCGGGUAUGAAGGAGAGUUUUAGACGAAUAACUCUGUUACCGGGGGAGAUGACUUUGCUGAACCAAGGUCUUCCCAGAGUCCUCUUGGAGGGAUAUAGCGUCACGCGCCAAACCAUGCUGCUGCACCUGAUGGUGACAGAAUGGUGUCGGAGGGAGAACGCCGUUUACGUCGUUAGUACGUCGGAUGAAAGCCACGAGGCAUGCAGCACGCUGUACUUGCAGCUGCAGCAAAUUACCCCUAUGCAGCAAGGUUCUGGGACAGGUCGCCAACUUCAUCAUCUGAAAUAUAACUUUCUUAAAGACAGCGAUGUGGAGAAGGCAGCGAACUACCUGUCGCAAACUGCCAACAACAAACCCUUGUACGUCAUUGCCGACAACGCGGGAUCCUCUGAUGGGGCAACGAAUUUUACCACUUUCUGUGAGAUGCUGCUUGAACAAGUUCCUGACCUCCAUCUUUGGGCAGCAAACAUUCAUGAUAGCGUUUCACCCUCUGGCUGGAUACGCCAUAGAUCAGACGAGAAUUUUCGAUACUCUAAUGCCGAUCUCAAGUUUUCAUCCACUCACUCAAGCUUUCAGUUUAUCGGUGAAGAUCACUCAGAGGAAGUACCUCAAGAUUGUGAAAGGUGUGGCCAGGAGAUGGGCAGAGUAUUACGCAGGUGUAGAGACACAGAUGUUUCAGGAGCAAUGACCACCAUGUCUCCUACAACAGGCAGCACAACAACACCUGAUGUUCUUCUCCAGUGGGGAGAUGUGGUGGUGGUGGUGCACCCAGAUAGUAUGAACGAGCAUUUGGGCUUUGUGUCUGGACUGCGAUCUGAGGGUGUUCCUGUUAGUGUGGGUGAAGACAAAGCUGACGCUGUUUUGGUGACAUUUGACAUCUCGUAUAUUGAGAACAAAAAAAUUCUCGUCAUUGUAGAUUGCAUUGUAGAUUGCAAUUUGAUUCAUUUCCUCAGUGAUUACACAUCAUGGGUUGUGACAGUUACUCACUCCAAGUCGCCAGAAGGAUGUGGUCAGUCAACAUCGUCUUCACAGCAGGGAGUCGUUUACUCAGAAUCUGAGGAUUUGUGGAUCACAUGGGCUGAUAGACUUAUUCCUAAUGAUAAAAAGCACGCUUACUUCAUUCCACCUUUCUGCGAGAGCUGGACCAUAGAAACAAAAGGAAAGGCUGACAAACCCACUCAUCCUGCUUUGACUCCUGCUACAACUGCGAAAUUACCACCUACCAACGGUUGGGAAAGUGAGGUCAGAGAUGACCCAGUCGUCCACAGGGUGAUGGCUGUCCUCAAACAGUUGUCCACCAGGGAGACGUUUGUUGCACUGCGUCAGUUCAAGUUCGGAGACUACGUGGGUGAACCUUGCUACGCAGCAGCAUCACGGCGACCCUUACCUGAAGACUUGCGAGCUCGUCACAAAAAGAACUGGAAAGAGGGAGACUUUGAUAUCUUACUUAUUCACCGACACUACGGUCUUAUUUUCUGUGAAGUGAAAGUGUUUAGAGACAAUGUGAAAGAUCGGAAUACGUCACAGCAAGAUGUUAAUGUUAAUAUUAGAAAGAAGCUUCGAGAAGCUGUGGGUGAGCUGGACAAGGCGGAAGUCAUGUUGUCUCACCUCGUGCACGAUGUGGCCCCCGGUCUGCGCGUGUGUAAGACGAUGGCUCUCCCGAACCUCACAGCUCGUCAGGUGCAACAGGCCAUCGAGGGAGACCCUCACCUCACCCAGGAUUUGUGUCGGUGUCUGGAAGCAACAGAUGCUGCUGAUAUCACUGGACUUUGUCUGUGCUCUGACCAGUUACCUAGCAUAACUUAUUGGUUUGUGAAAAGCAUCGACACCAGAGUAUGCCAAUGGUGGCACAAGCGAGUUGCUGUGUCUGAUCCAGAUCCUCAGAUGACCUUUGACCUGUAUAAACGACUGGUGGCAAGGUUAUGUGGUCCGGCAAGAGAAGUGACAGUGUCCUGCGUGGUCGCCUCUCUCAAGUUCUCGGGUAUGAAGGAGAGUUUUAGACGAAUAACUCUGUUACCGGGGGAGAUGACUUUGCUGAACCAAGAUCUUCCCAGAGUCCUCUUGGAGGGAUAUAGCGUCACGCGCCAAACCAUGCUGCUGCACCUGAUGGUGACAGAAUGGUGUCGGAGGGAGAACGUCGUUUACGUCGUUAGUACGUCGGAUGAAAGCCACGAGGCAUGCAGCACGCUGUACUUGCAGCUGCAGCAAAUUACCCGUACGCAGCAAGGUUCUGGGACAGGUCGCCAACUUCAUCAUCUGAAAUAUAACUUUCGUGAAGACAGUGAUGUGGAGAAGGCAGUGAACUACUUGUCGCAAACUGCCAACAACAAACCCUUGUACGUCAUUGCCUACAACGGGGGAUCCUUUGAUGGGGCAACGAAUUUUACCACUUUCUGUGAGAUGCUGCUUGAACAAGUUCCUGACCUCCAUCUUUGGGCAGCAAACAUUCAUGAUAGCGUUUCACCCUCUGGCUGGAUACGCCAUAGAUCAGACAAAUGUUUUCGAUCCUCUAAUUCCGAUCUCAAGUUUUCAUCCACUCACUCAAGCUUUCAGUUUAUCGGUGAAGAUCACUCAGAGGAAGUACCUCAAGAUUGUGAAAGGUGUGGCCAGGAGAUGGGCAGAGUAUUACGCAGGUGUAGAGACGCAGAUGUUUCAGGAGCAAUGACCACCAUGUCUCCUACAACAGGCAGCACGGCAACAACACCUGAUGUUCUUCUCCAGUGGGGAGAUGUGGUGGUGGUGGUGCACCCAGAUAGUAUGAACGACCAUUUGGGCUUUGUGUCUGGACUGCGAUCUGAGGGUGUUCCUGUUAGUGUGGGUGAAGACAAAGCUGACACUGUUUUGGUGACAGCUAACAUCUCGUAUAUUGAGAACAAAAAAAUUCUCGUCAUUGUAGAUUGCAUUGUAGAUUGCAAUUUGAUUCAUUUCCUCAGUGAUUACACAUCAUGGGUUGUGACAGUUACUCACUCCAAGUCGCCAGAAGGAUGUGGUCAGUCAACAUCGUCUUCACAGCAGGGAAUCAUCUGCAGACCAGUCGAGAAAAUCUUGAUGAGCUGGGUAGAAAACGCUUUUCCUGAUCUUGAAACAAAAGCUCACUUUCUUCCUCCUGUCUUCAUGAACCGCGUGCCCAUGACCAGGGUGCUAUUGGAGGGUGGGGAAGUUCUUGUUCCUCAAGAAGCAAAAGGAAAGGCCGGGAUGUCUGUCCAUCCUGUAUUGAGUGCUGGUAUAAUUACGAAAUCACAACCUACGACAGUGCAGGACAGUGACAUUAGAGAUGAUGCUGCUAUGCAGAGAGUGAACCUUUGUUUACAAAAACUGUCAGAAAAUAACAGGGAGGUGUUUGUUGCACUGAGUGAGUUAAAGUUCGGACAGUACCUGGGUGAACCUUGCUACGCUGCUGCAGCAGCACAGUUACCCUCAGCUAAGAACCUGCCUCCUCACCACCCAAAACGUUGGAAAGAUGGCGACUUUGAUGUUUUACUCAUUCACCGACACUACGGCCUCGUUAUCUGCGAAGUGAAGUCUGUGGGAGCCAACGUACAAGCUCUGAAUAUGUCACAGCAAGAUAUAGACCAAAGUAUUAGAAAGAAGCUUGGACAAGCUGUGAGUCAGCUGGACAAGGCGGAAGUCAUGUUGUCUCACCUCGUGCACGAUGUGGCCCCCGGUCUGCGCGUGUGUAAGACGAUGGCUCUCCCGAACCUCACAGCUCGUCAGGUGCAACAGGCCAUCGAGGGCGACCCCAAGCUGUCACAGGAUUUGUGUCGGUGUCUGGAAGCAGCAGAUCCUGCUGAUAUCACUGGGCUUUGUCUGUGUUCUGACCAGUUACCUAACAUAACUUAUUGGUUUGUGAAAAGCGUCGACACAAAACUAUGUCAGUGGUGGCACAAGCGAGUUGCUGUGUCUGGUCCAGAUCCUCAGAUGACCUUUGACCUGUAUAAAAGACUGGUGGCAAGGUUAUGUGGUCCGGCAAGAGAAGUGUCUUGGGUGGAUCCCCCUCACAAGAUCUGGGCUGUUUACAAAGGUUUUACACGAAUAGGCUUGUUACCUGAAGAGAUGCUUUUACUGAACCAAGGUCUUCCCAGAGUCAUCCUGGCCGGAGAUAAAGUCACGCGCCAAUCCAGGCUGCUGCAGGUGACAGCGACAGAAUGGUUGCGGAGGGAGAACGUCGUUUACGUCGUUAGUACGUCGCAUGAAAGCCACGAGGCAUGCAGCACGCUGUACAUGCAGCUGCAGCAAGUUACCCGCACGCAGCCAGGUUCUGGGACAGGUCGCCACCUGCAUCUUCUGAAAUAUAACUUUCGUGAAGACAGUGAUGUGGAGAAGGCAGUGAACUACCUGUCGCAAACUGCCAACAACAAACCGCUGUACGUCGUUGCAGACAACGUGGGAUCCUUUUAUUGGUCAGAGAAUUUUAUCACUUUUUGUGAGAUGCUGCUUAAACAAGUUCCUGACCUCCAUCUUUGGGCAGCGAACUUCUAUCUUACAGUUUCACCCUCUGGCUGGAUACGCCAGUUAUUGAAAAGGAUUUGUGAAGCCAUUUAUGUCGAUUUUCCAAUGAAUGAUGGCGAUUGUCAACACUCUGAUGGCGAUUGUCAACACUCUGAUGGCGAUUGUCAACACACUGAUGGCGAUUGUCAACACUCUGAUGGCGAUUGUCAACACUCUGAUGGCGAUUGUCAACACUCUGAUGGCGAUUGUCAACACUCUGAUGGCGAUUGUCAACACUCUGAUGGCGAUUGUCAACACUCUGAUGGCGAUUGUCAACACUCUGAUGGCGAUUGUCAACACUCUGAUGGCGAUUGUCAACACUCUGAUGGCGAUUACCAACACUCUGAUGCCGGUUUAAAGUUUUUAGCCUCUCGCUCAAGCUUUAAGUUUAUCGGUGAAGAUCAUUCAGAGAAAGGACCAGGUGACUGUGAAAAAUGUGGCCAGGAGGUGGGCAGAUUAUUACGCACAUAUAUAGACCCAGAUGUUUCAGGAACAACGACCACCAUGCUUACUACAACAGGCAGCGCGACAACACCUGCGGUUCUUCUCCAGUGGAGAGAUGUGUUGGUGGUGUUGGAGUCAGAUAGUAUAAGCGACCAUUCUGGCUUUGUGUCUGGGCUACGAUCUGAGGGUGUUCCUGUUAAUGUGAGUGUGAAUGAGAGAGCGCGUACGAGUGAAGACAAAGCUGACACUGUUUUGGUGACAUCUGACACGUGGCAUAUGAAAUAUAAAAAAAUGAUCUUCUUUGUGGAUUGGAACUUUAUUGAUAUGUUCGGUACGUGCACAUCAUGGGUGGUAACAGUGACUCACUCCAAGUCGCCAGAAGGAUGUGGUCAGUCACCAAGUAAGUGUAACCAGCCGCCAGGAAGAUGCAGUCAGUCGACAUCGUCUUCGCAGCAGCAGGGAAUCAUCUGCAAACCAGUCGAGAAAAUCUGGAUGAGCUGGGUUGAAAACGCUUUUCCUGAUCUUGAAACAAAAGCUCACUUUCUUCCUCCUGUCUUCAUGAACCGCGUGCCCAUGACCAGGAGGCUAUUGGUGGGUGGGGAAGUUCUUGUUCCUCAAGAAGCAACAGGAAAGACCGGGAUGUCUGUCCAUCCUGUAUUAGGUGGUGAUAUAACUACAGUAUCACAACCUACGGCAGUGCAGGACAGUGACAUCAGAGAUGCUGCAGCCAUGCAACGGGUGAUCUUUUGUUUACAAAAACUAUCAGAAAAUAACAGGGAGGUGUUUGUUGCACUGAGUCAGUUACAGUUCGGACAGUACCUGGGUGAACCUUGCUACGCUGCUGCAGCAUCACAGUUACCCUCAGCUAAGAACCUGCCUCCUCACCACCCGAAAAGUUGUAAAGAUGGCGACUUCGAUGUUUUACUCAUUCACCGACACCAUGGCCUCGUUAUCUGUGAAGUGAAAUCUGUGGGAGCCAAUGUACAAGCUCUGAAUAUGUCACAGCAAGAUAUAGACCAAAGUAUUAGAAAGAAGCUUCGAGAAGCUGUGGGUCAGCUGGACAAGGCGGAAGUCAUGUUGUCUCACCUCGUGCACGAUGUGGCCCCCGGUGUGCGCGUGUGUAAGACGAUGGCUCUCCCGAACCUCACAGCUCGUCAGGUGCAACAGGCCAUCGAGGGCGACCCCAAGCUGUCACAGGAACUGUGUCGGUGCCUGGGAGCAGCAGAUCCCGCCGACAUUACAGGUCUGUGUGUGUGCUGUGACCAGUUGUCUGACCUCAGGACGCCUUGGGAUGUCGAUGACCACGUGCUGGGGGAGCUCGCGACAUGGUGGCAGCGGCGAGUUGCUGUGUCUGGACCGUACCGUCAGAUGACUUCUGAACUGUACAAGACACUAGUGGCAAGGUUCUGUGGUCCAGCUACAACAGUCACAGUGUCCUGUGUAAUCUCCCCACGACUGAGUGUCAAGACCAUGGCACAGGCUGUGUCUGCGACUGGAAUGUGUUUUGCUGAAAUAACUUUGUUUCCAGAGCAGGUGAAUCUACUGCAGAGAGGUCGUCCUAGAGUCCUUCUGCACGGCCCUCCUGGCACGGGCAAAACCGUGAUGCUGCAGCUGAUGGCGACAGACUGGCUGCGCAAUAAACAACUCGUCCACGUCGUGAGUACGUGGGACAAAAGCCUUCCUUCGUGCACCAUGCUGUAUAAUCUGCUGCAAACAACUUUGGAUGAAGAAGGUGCAGGCACACCCAGCCAACUUAUGUUUUUAAAAUACGAGUUUCGUGAUAAAGCAGACGUAGAGAAAGCUGUUAAUGACUUGGUGCAAGCUGCUCAUAAAAAUCCCUUGCAUGUCAUCGUCGAUGAGGUGGAUCACAGCUUCGGACAAGAUACCUUCAAGACUUUCUGCGAGAAGCUGUUGGAACAAGUUGCUGAUCUCCGUCUGUGGGCCGCAUCCUGCCUCCAUGGUCUCUCACUCAAUGGCUGGGAACAGGAAUACUUAACCCUACCCCUCCGCUCUCCUCCCACGGUGGUAAGAGAAGUCGCAAAAGCAGAAGAAAUCAGAUUCAGUCAAGAUGUUAGAGCCUACAGCGCCACCGGAAUACCCAGCCACACAGAUGGCCCGAGGUUAAAGUUCAUUGGUCAAGGUCACUCGUUGCAAAGAAGCCCAAAUGACUGUGAAGAAUGCGGGAGAGAGCUGGGACGAUUCUUGUGGAGUCUGAGGGACCCAGCUUCAGAAUCAUCCAACUGUACCAUUCCUGCGUGUGGCAACACAGCUCCAUCGUCCCCCGAUCCUCUGCAGUGGAGAGACAUGCUCGUGCUGUGGUGGAGUGACAUCGCAGUUGAUGAGCCUGGACUGGAGGAAAGAAACAACUCCAACCCCGGACUGCGAUUACAGAGCGAUAGAGACACGAAGAGAUAUGACUCGGCUUUCGAGAGUGGAUUUAAGAAUCGGAAUAUAUGGUCUGGACUGAUGUCAGAGUGCGUUCCAGUACAGGCGAUGGCACAAGAGAAUAUUGAUGACGUGGCCACGGCUGCCAGUGACGUGGUGUGGGUGGCUGACUAUGACGCCGUGCGAGGCCUGGAGCGGAAAGUCGUCGUUAUUCUGGAUCUUCACGGCCUUGAGAACAACCCUGUCCGCCUGCACGCCAUGUCGAGAUGCACUUCACAGUUGGUGAUUGUCACUCACUCUCCUCAUGUUCGUCGAGACGGUAGCCCGCCCUUCAAAAAGCUGCGUCGGUGAUAAACAGAUGAUAACACUCAUUUUUGUAACGCUUUUUCCCAGCACCAAAGCCGAACUCAAAGGGGCCUUACAUACACGGGUACGUUCAGAGCUUUUCAUGGUAAGGUUAUUAAUGUACCUUUCAUACACGAACACGCACACAGCAAGCACAACACAACGUACAACACACACACACCUUCGUUGAAACAAAAUGAACCUAGCUGACGACUUGACUUUAUAACGUAUAGCUCUUUUGGUAAAAUAUUGUUUUAUCGGUGAUCGAUUCGUCUUUUGGGCUUAGGACGAUUUUACUUUCCGGUUUUGGUACAAAGUGGACCUACGUGAGAUGAAAUGGACCUAGCUGGAACAAAUUGACUUUUGCUGUAGGGCAAAAUGGUCUUGGCGCUAAAUGACCCAUGACCCAACAUUAAUAGACUCAUAAUAAGGAAGGAAAAGUUCAUUUAAAGUGUCAACUAAACAGGCUGGAAGUUUAAGAGUUGCAAGGGGAUUCAAUGUGAGAGGAGAUUAGGGUUAUUUUAAAAUUGAGAACUAUUACAAAAAUAAAAUGCAGGGAGAUUUAAAUAUAUACAUAUAAAGCAAGACGAACACGAUAAUACAUACCAGAGUAGAAUUGAAAGUCAGGGUAAGUUUUAUAAAAAAUAGAAAACAGGAUGUUCUGCUCCCGUAACCUAGUGACAUCAAUGCUGAUAAUCAGAGAGUGCAGAAGUUUGACAAACAGACGGUAGUGGUGCUUUGUGAGGGAGAUAGAAAAAAAAGAACAAAUAUCAGGGCUACAUAUGAGGUCUGCCAUGACUCAAAGUGAACCAACAAAGUCAUAUUUAUAAGUCAUAGAAAGCACAGAAAAAGAUGUUUAAAAAGUGCUAAAUACAACAGAGACAUAUAAAUCUCUUGCCUAUCAAAGAUAAAUAAAAGUUUAAAAAAAAUAAAUUGUGAAUUUCAGAUAGGGUAGAGAUCUGUAACUAUAUGACACAGUUCAGUAGAAGAGGUCAAGUGUGGGACAUACAGGUCGUAGGUCUUAAUGUCAGCUCACAAUGAUUGUAAUCUCCUGAGAUAAAUUUCGGAGCAUCAGGACAAAUCGAGUCGAGGUUACGAGUUACAUUUGCAUUGCAUUUGCCGUGGGAUGAAUGUACACAAGGGUGAAAAGCAACUGGGGGAAUUUUCUUCGAGAUAAAACAUUAUUUGUCUCACUGUCUUUUGAUUGGCUCCUCUAUUAUUUUUUUUUUUUUUACUUUGUGAAGAAUCACAUCUCAAAUAAUGGAAUGGGGAAUUUGAGUCAAAGAGAUUUUCCUGUCCCCUCAUCAUCUUUUUGAGCGGGCGGCUCCUCCACUUGCCUCUCUUGUUUCUAUGCCACUGAUACCAGGAGUCUCCCUUUUGUCCCCAAAGCACAUAGUUCUGUUGGGACACAAUAAAUAAAACCUACAAUAUUCAAAGUUGGACACUUAAACUUCUCUGGCAAGUAUUAUUAGUUUAUUGUGCAACGAAAAGCCAGUGGAAUGUACAGGGAUCUCCCUUUGCAAUGCUGUUAAUCUGGGUUUUGCAUGAAGAGUGUAGUAUUUACAGUUUGUAUAAAAGAGAUUACAUGCGUAGAGUUCUCCCUGAAUUCCCUCACCAGUAAAUAAAUGAGGAGCUUAGAGACAGUUCGUUGACAGAAGAAAUUAACGACCCAAAAGGAAGAGAAAGUCAGAAGUGAGCGAGACAACUCUAUAGGGCAGUCAAAAAACUAAGAAGGGGAGUUAACUCUAUAUUAUGCCCGAGAGAUUCCGAGGAUAGAGAUCAGAGUUGUCUAACUUCCAUCAUAGCGCGAGUAGUUUUACUGGGACACGACAUAAAAAUGGGAUCGCUAAAGGUUGAAUGAGUAAACUUACAUGGUUAACAGGUCAAGGUUCGAAACAAACAUUUUUUUAAAAAAGUUUAUAUAAUAUAUAUUAUGCAAAUGCUUUUAUAUUAAAUGACAUAAGAACGUGUUGUGUGAGCGCAUAUAUGUUAAACACAUAAUCUGGACAUAAUCAUACCUAUAUCAUUGUAUAUGAGUUUCUGAAAUGAGAAAAAAUAGAUUACCACAUUCUACCGGGAAACUCCAAACUCAUACAAGUGUGAGUCUACUUGGUAGCGUUGGGACUGACGUGCGAACGAACGUGAGAAAAUGUAUAAGAAAUGUAAUCACUAACCUCACAACAAAAAGAAAGAGAAUGUUGAUGUUGAUGUUGCUAUUGCUGACGUACAGCACAUUUAAUUAUUUAUAGGCAUUUACUUAUUUUAAACCUAUUUUUAGAAUGAACAUGUCUUUACUAUGUAUUGCGUUAUUGUGUAUACUGCGAUUGAAAUUUUUUGCGGGUUAUGAAUAAUUAGACAUUUGGACUUAAAGCUGGGUUGACCGUUGUGUUACAACGACUCAGCAGCAGAAGCUGUUUCACCGAGGGCUACACCAGUCCUGCGCCAGAGAAUCGUGGGUCGAGAAUCGAUGUCACCUCGGCUACACACACUUUCUCACUGCAUCCGCUGACGGCGUAAAAACCAACAAACAUGCACGUGCUGUUGAUUUGCUUGGGAAACAUACAUGCAUGUUGUUCUAUUCUUUUACCGAAACUGUGGUAUCAACCGUAGUACCACCAGCAGCAGCAAAACAAGAAUCAAUUCUGUCGAAAGCUAAUCUAAAUAUAGCCAUGUUUGUUUAUUUUUGUGUUGACGCCAGACUAAGUUUUCUUCUUGCCGAUGUUGGUUUUGUCUGGCUGUUACAAAGUCCGAUCACAUGCCCUUGACUGCCAUUGUUACCUGAACACGUGACGAAUCACACUAUCGCCCACGGAUGCUACCUUUGUUGACUUAAUAGGUCUGUUGUGCAGAACAGGUGUAGCUGAAUGGUGGGAAUAUAAUAUUAUAGGAAUAUCUGUGAGGCCGCUACUGACUUACAGGAAUAACUCUUGUCUAGCGGGCGGCCAGCACAACAGGACAGGAAAUGAGUGUCUGAUAGCAUUGUGUUCAACGGUUUUAUCAUGUUUGAAAUUAUAACUGCUGUUCUAUAUAUUGUUACAGUUUAUUCAGUCAAAUCGGAGCUGAAGCUGGGGCUUCAGAGAAUAAAUUCUUAUCUCUAAAUGCCUAGUUUCAUAGUUUGCAGAAAAUGUUGGAACCUGUUAUACUGCAUUGUAAUUGUAAUGACUUUUUUAUAUAUUGAAAACAAAGCACACCUCCCAUUUAAAUUGGCCAUUGAGACAAAUAAAGUUGGUUAUUGUUGUUAUUGCUAUUGUUACGUCAUGAUUUCGAAUGUAUAUUUUGACAAUCACGUUCUCUACACAUCGUAGACUUAUUAAGUGUAAAGACAAGAACGAUAAAACAAUUGACUCCUGGGUCUUAACGAGUUCAAGCUAGAACGAACGACAAAGGCCUUUCAAUCAUUUACGGGUCCAGAGGUUGAAAUUCUUACUCAAAUAGAAUAAAUGUAGUGACAUCACUUUCGUAAUACAUAGUAUAAUGGUGCUAACUGUUGAUAGAAAACAAAUGUUAUUGGAGUAGACAGUUAUAAACACGCAUUUUAGAAUAGCACAAUAUUUAUUCAUUAUAUACUUGAACUGUUAGUACUUUUAUUUCCUAAGACGUUGAAACUGAGAAAAGAUUUCUUAGAAACAUUUCUACCUUCAUCUUCAAAUUCUGUCUUCACUCACAUUUUGUAAGUCUAUCAUUCACUCAUGCUCUGUGCGUUUAUUUGCCAGUCUAACAUUUCAGAUAAACCACAAGUAAACUUCUCGCUAUUCCACUUUCCUUCUUUCCGCUCUGGUGAUACAAGGAAGACGAAGAAGUCAAAAAACGUCCGUUUAUUGUGUUCCAGUGUCUCAACCCAGCCCACAACAAUCAAUCGUACACAGUCCCAUUAAACGUAACAACGAGAAAAUCGUGAGCUUUCUGUACAGUCAGCAUCGUUCACACACACACAUGCACCAACACACACACA